Molecule: messenger RNA, 3472 nt
Organism: Pseudophryne corroboree (corroboree frog)
Lineage: Eukaryota; Metazoa; Chordata; Amphibia; Anura; Myobatrachidae
Gene: OSBPL3
Product: oxysterol binding protein like 3
Exons: 25
Coding region: 733-3387 (884 amino acids)
Cellular component (GO): membrane; intracellular membrane-bounded organelle; cytosol
Molecular function (GO): cholesterol binding
Source: RefSeq, a predicted model, not a curated record
AGCGUGGACACCUCCUGAGUUCCGUCUUGUCAUUCACUGAGUGAGAGCACGCCCUCCAGCGGUCACUCCCAGCCUGGUGGCCGUCCCCAGCAGCAGGCAGGAGGAGGAGGAGGUGGUAGAGUGAGCUGCCUCACACAACCUGGCAGCGCCGGGAAGAAGUUGGAGUGCAGCAGCAGCAGCGAGCGCUGGGUGUGAGUGCUCUGGAGUCCCGGCUGGCUGCUCUCCGGUGACAGUUUCCUGGCCGGCAGCUCCUGUGUGUGACCCAGUGAUGAGACAUUAUCCCCUGUAACCCGGCAGCAUCCGGAGAGGCGAUUACAUGACGCCUGAGCACAGACAGGUGGUUACGAAGCUUGAAAAAAAAAUGUUCACAACCCACUGAAAACACCUUGAAGCGGCCUUAAAGCACCAUGGAAGGCCUGUAACCAACCCUAAGAAGCCCAAUCCAAGUAGAGCUAGACAAGACUAUUAAAAAGGCCAGAGCCGAGCCUUGGAUUAUUUUAUAUAUAGAGUGAAAAAUCUGAAAAUAAAAGGGUCCACAGGUUAUCCACAGGAUAACAGUGGGAUACGACGACUUUCUGCCUAAGAGAUCCCAUGUCGGUGCUACGGGAAUGUAUACACACCACACAGAAGAUGAAUGAGCAGAUGUGUUUACCUGGUGUUCCCCAGCCUAUGUUUAAUGAGCAUCACGGGAGUCUCUGUUACAUUUCCUGAGACGAGAACUGAUUACUAACAAUGGGCGAGGAAAGGAACUUGGGGGUGUCCCAGAAGAUGCUCUCUCCAUCCCGUAGUACGAGCAGCUGCUCCUCAAAGCUGGGCAGUCGCCAGUUUUCACAGGACAGCUGGGAAAUUGUAGAAGGACUGAGGGGCAGCACUAGUUGUACCCUGGAACCACAGAAACUGGAAGGCUUCCUGCUUAAGAAGAGGAAAUGGCCCCUCAAAGGCUGGCACAAGAGAUACUUCUAUCUGGACAAAGGGAUUUUGAAGUAUGCCAAGGGCGUAACGGACAUGGAGAAAGGAAAGCUACACGGCUGCAUCGAUGUUGGCCUGUCUGUGAUGUCCGUUAAAAAGUCAACUCAUUGCAUUGACCUGGAUACAGAGGAACACAUAUACCAUCUCAAGGUAAAAUCUUCAGAGCUGUUUGAGGAGUGGGUGAUGAAGCUCCGUGACCACCGACUGUACCGUCAGAAUGAAAUAUCUGUGUUUCCACAUGAUCUGAAUACUCAGUUUUUCCCAUUGCUCUCAACCACAGAGUCGGCUUCCAGUUUUGAUCCCAUCUCAGCUCCCCAGGAAACUCACUUCGCCAGGCAGAAUUCACUGAAGCUGGCGGGCGGCCUAAACUUUUCCUGUUUAAAUAAUGACACCAAAGUCCCAGCCUGGCUCCAGUCUAAUGAUGAUAUGGAAAAAUGUGCUAAAGACCUUUCACAGUGCCACAGCUACUUGGUGGAAAUUAGUCAGCUGCUUCAAAAUAUGGAGGUACUUCACAGGACAUACUCGGCACCUGCAAUAAACGCCAUCCAGGUUGGUGCCCUUGAAAGUCCCAAGAAAGAAAAAGGUUUUCACAGGAGGAAGUGGCGAACAAAAGGAAUGAAUAAAGACCCUAAAGGUUCCCUACAGGUGCCGUCAACGUUUUCAGGGAAUGUGAGAUUGCAUGCUUCCAACCCUAAUUUGUCUACCAUAGAUUACACAGAGGAGAAGCAAUACUCCAAUGGUUCAGACAGCUCGGAGUUCUUAAAGAUGCAGGACGAUUUGUGUCAUAUUGCACACAAAGCUUAUUUCACUUUAAAGUCUGCUUAUAGCACAGUCUUCGCUGAGCGAGAGAAGCUAAAGCAGUUUUUGGAGCAAGACUCUUCGCCAGCCGCACAAAUUAUGGGCCUGAAGAAUGCCUUAUCGGCGGCUGUAAAACAAAACGCUGAUCUUAAAGAACGCUUACACAGAAUUCACGCUGAUUCUUUGAUCCGUGAUUCAGCCACUAGUUCAAAGUGCAGUCCGGAGAAGGAGAGUCCUUGUGUGCAGAACAAGCCCCUGGUUCAUCAGAUGUCCAAUGAGAGCCGUCUGUCCAUCACAGAUUCCAUCACCGAGUUCUAUGAUGCCCAGGAAGUUUUGCUGUCUUCAAGUUCGUCUGAGAAUGAGGCAUCAGAUGAUGACUCUUAUGUCAGCGAUAUCAGUGAUAACGUAUCAGAGGAUAAUCUAAGCAAUGACAUUGACCAUGAAAGACAAUCACUAGAUGGAGCAUCUGUAGUGGAUGGCUGUCCCAAACACCGAAUGUGUCUUCCUGCUCCGUCCCCAAACACAAGUAACAUCAGCCUGUGGAACAUUCUUAGGAAUAACAUUGGGAAGGACCUCUCCAAGGUCUCCAUGCCAGUGCAGCUGAAUGAGCCCCUCAACACCCUGCAGCGCUUGUGUGAGGAACUGGAAUAUAGUGAAUUGUUGGACAAAGCCUCUCAGACUCAGGACCCAUUUGAGAGAAUGGUUUACAUUGCUACAUUUGCUGUAUCUACAUACGCGCCUAGUUUCUAUAGGGCUGGCAGUAAGCCAUUUAACCCUGUGCUGGGAGAAACCUAUGAAUACUGGAAUGAAGAUAAAGGAUACAAGUUUAUUGCAGAGCAGGUGAGUCACCAUCCGCCUGUGUCUGCUUGCCACGCAGAGUCUGACAAUUUCUUCUUAUACCAAGAUAUUCGGUGGAAAAAUAAAUUUUGGGGCAAAUCCAUGGAAAUAGUGCCAAUUGGCACAACUCAUUUGAUUCUUCCAGGAUUUGAGGACCAUUAUGAAUGGAACAAGGUGACCUCCUGUAUUCAUAACAUUUUGAGUGGCCAGAGGUGGAUCGAGCAUUAUGGAGAGAUCAUAAUCAAGAACACCACAAGUAACACUUGUCAUUGCAAAGUCACGUUUGUAAAGGCAAAGUAUUGGAAUCCAAAUGUGCAUGAGAUUGAAGGGACAGUGAUGGACAGCAAUGGUAAAGUUGUGCAUCGUCUGUUUGGAAAAUGGCAUGAGAGCCUGUUCUAUAGGUCCCCUUCCUCACCAAUCUGCACCUGGAGGACUAAUCCUAUGCCCAAGGACUCUGAGCUGUACUAUGGGUUUACAAGAUAUGCACUACAGCUGAAUGAAAUAGAUCCAAAGACUAAACCGCUGCUACCGUGUACGGACACUAGAUUCAGACCAGACCAAAGAUUUCUUGAAGAAGGAAAUGUGGAUGGAGCUACAGCACAGAAAGAGCGCAUCGAGCAGCUCCAGCGGGAGAGGAGGAGGGUUCUGGAGGAGAAUAAUCUCGAUCACCAGGCUCGGUUCUUCAGAAAAUCCAGUGAUGAUUCGUGGGUGACAAAUGACACUUACUGGCAGCUACGGAAAUAUCCCGGAUUUGCUAAACUGGACUGUCCAAUAUUGUGGUGAUGAUGAAACGGAGCAACCACCUGUACCAAGCACUGUUCAGAUGCACAUUGUAGUAUGUGUAUUAAAGUAAAAUGCUGGAAUCGAA